AUGACGGCAGAUUGCGGCUUUGAAGGCUCGAAAACCGACACUCGACUAAAUUGGAGAGGCGGCCACUUAUUUUCGAAAAACUUGAGACUGCUUCAGGCUGGCAGUGCUGUCCUCGGUGGAUGGGGUGAUGUGGGCGGUCGGCGGUCCGGGCUGCUCUUCAACGUGGCGGCAACGUCCUUGGACUCCUGGUGUCCGGCGCGCGGUGGUACGGGCUGUCCCUCUAUGCCAUGGAUGACGUCCUCAGCUUGGCGGGUGAUGUCGUCCGGCUCCUCUCGGCGUUCUGCGGGGUGCGGCGCGACUUCAGCCUUGACAUUUUCGGAUGAGACUCAUCUGUAACACGGAAGGGGUGGGUGUGUGGUCUUCGGAUGGCGGCAAUGGUUCUAUGACAUGAGAUGCGGGCGUCCGGACCUCUGGAACGGCAAUGCAUGGGCGUUUAUCCCGCGCGACAUCUUCCGUCCUUGAAGUCGCCGAUGUGGGUUCCAGGAUGCGGUGUGGUACUUCCAUAAUUUAUUGGAUGAUGUAAAGGUGCAAGUGCGUUGAAACGACCGCCAAUAUGUGGGGUUAUGUGCAAGAUUACAAAUGAAUGACCACAAGUUGAAAUAGUGUAAAAAAUUCGUUGAAGUGAAGGAAUACAAAAGUGUGCUUCAAUAAUAUGUUCAGUGAUGAAGUGAAUCAAAGUAGCAAUAUCGUUAACAUAAAAUGAUAACAACAUAAAGGAUACACAGUGAACACUUAUGCGGUAAUACAGGUACGCCUCUUAUAAUUUAUUAUUAUUAUUAUUAUAAAUAUUUUAUUCUUAUAAUUUUUUGCCGCAAUUCUAUAUAUAGGGCUAGUAUUCUUUGCAAAAUUUUAUAUAAAAGCAGUGAUGCUCUGCUUGAAUUCCACAAUAUAUCCGUGAUUUAAUUUUGCUUCCCUCUUUAUGCUUUAAAAACUUUUAAAAAAUGUAAAUAACUUCAAUCCUCUUUUCUGUAAAUUUUUUAUAAAUUGUUUCAAUAUAGACCUAAUAUUCUUC
Molecule: messenger RNA, 1012 nt
Organism: Nilaparvata lugens (brown planthopper)
Lineage: Eukaryota; Metazoa; Arthropoda; Insecta; Hemiptera; Delphacidae
Exons: 3
Coding region: 1-336 (111 amino acids)
Source: RefSeq, a predicted model, not a curated record